AUGUCAUUGAUUAUCUAAAGGGAGAAGUAUUGGAUAGAGAGGAGGAGUGGAAAAGAGAAAGACAAGAAUAUUAAGUAUGAUUAUGAUGAUAUGAAACAGACUGCAAUCAUUGAAUUGAAGGGAUAAUUGGAGGAAUAGAGGAAUCUGAACAAACAACUAAUUGAGAGGCUUGAAAAAUUGGAGUAAUUUAAGGUUUCUUUAAAACCAAUUACAGAUAAUAUAAAGCUGUAAAAUAAAAAAAAAUUUCAUCAUCGAGUAAAAAGUGACAAUGGCACAUUUUUAAAGAGCGAAAUGAAUGAUUAAAAGUUAAUAACUCAACCAAACAUCGAGAAGAUAUUGUAAAAGGAUAAGAAACCCCUUCUACAAAACUUUCUUAAAGAAUUGAAGAAUGAAGACAUUCAAGAGGAUUAAGUUUAAAAUUAGAUAUAAAUUCAUUCGCCUAUAAAUUUAUAGCUACUGUAAAGUGCAAAAAUAAAUUAAAUUUUGAUAAAUUAGAAUACUUAUAAUACCUGUUCAGCCAGAUAAAAGCAUCAUCAUCAAAGAAGCAACAGCAAUGGAGCUUCAGAAUUACUCAACUUUGCAUUACAAAGGAAGAAGCAAACUCUGGAAACUAGUCAAAAUGAGUUAAACAGUAUGAGUAUGACAGAGAGAGAAAUAAUUGUUGGGAAAGAGAUCUUCUAAACUAAAGGGUAAUUGAGGAGUCAUCUGGAUGGAGUAAGAUCAAUCUUAUUUCAAAAUAAUUACAUAGUCACUGCUUCUGAAGAUUGCACUAUCAAAUUGUGGGAUAUUAAUGAUGUGCAAUAAAUGAAUGCGUAGACUCAUUUAGAACCUAUCUAAACAAUUAGAUAACAUGAUCGACCGAUAUUCACAAUGACUUCGUACUUUAAGGCUCCUCAAAUACAUUUGUAUUCUGCUGGAGUUGAUGGGACUAUACGAACCUACAUAGCAACAACAAAUCAAUGUUUUUCCUGGAGAGCCCAUACGGAUGUUAUUUGGUCAUUGAAACAUCAUCCUCAUGAUUAGAGAUUGCUAUCAUCUUCUGCAGAUGGAUCUGUGAAAAUGUGGAAAUCUCUGGGAGUUUGUUAUCAAUAUGAUCUAAAUAGGAAGGGGAAUUUAAAUUUAGAGAUGUUGCAGAAUCCUUUGGCCAACUUCACAUUCAAGAAAUCAAUGACUGGGUUAUCCAUACCAACAGCUAUCGAAUGGGUAUGUAAGGGGUUUAAUGAAAAUAUCAUUUGUGGAUAUAGUGACACUUUAACCUUUAUAGUUUAUGAUGUUACUACUGUUAAAGCUAUUUAAUAAAUUAGAUUUGAUCUUGACAAUUAGUUCAACAACAAUGCUUAACCUAACAGGAUUCUAUUUAAUAAUGAGCUCAAAUACAUCGUUUCUGGUCAUGAUGAUCACAAAAUUAGAUUUUUUGAUUUGAAUUCAAGCAAAGUCUGUAAGACUCUUAUUGGCCAUACAGAUGCUGUCACUGAUUUAUGUUUAUUCUCAAAGAAUGUAUAUCAAUUGGCAAGUGUAAGUCAUGAUGGAAGUAUGAGGACAUGGGAUAUUCGAAAAUUCUAAUGUUUACACGAAAUACCAGCCCAUAAGUAGAAGUAUGAUGAAGGGAUCUAUACGAUUGCAAGUAAUAAUUAAUUUGUUGCGACUGGUGGAGCCGAUGGAAUAGUUAAAAUAUUCAAUUACCAGAACGUAAUAUGA
Molecule: messenger RNA, 1698 nt
Organism: Paramecium tetraurelia
Lineage: Eukaryota; Ciliophora; Oligohymenophorea; Peniculida; Parameciidae
Exons: 4
Molecular function (GO): protein binding
Source: RefSeq, a predicted model, not a curated record